Microdochium trichocladiopsis is the source of this 753-nucleotide messenger RNA. RefSeq lists its product as uncharacterized. NCBI's taxonomy places the organism in Eukaryota, Fungi, Ascomycota, Sordariomycetes, Xylariales, Microdochiaceae. The coding region runs from base 116 to 499 and encodes 127 amino acids. The transcript has a single exon. The record is from RefSeq and is a predicted model, not a curated record.
CUCCGGAGCUCCGGAGGCGGCUUCACAUCGUGAACGCCGAAAAGUCAAUCGUAAGUACCUCUCUUAAAUCGUGAAGGUUUGGGUCCGGUGGUGGCGCUGAAAUUUGACCUGAUGCAUGCAUACAGGCAAGUACUCCGUCCAUCUGUGCAUGCGCACCAUGCUUCGCACAGUGAAGCUGACCAUCAUCAUCACCGACCAGACGUUCUCUUGUUGCAUUUUGGUGCUUCACGCCUAUAUGGCGCAACCUCUGUGCGAGCUGUGCGCCAGAGUGGGAGUUGUUUGUGUGUGUGUGCAGAAUAGACAUUCGCGACAAAAUUAUCCCGCAUCAAUAGGCACAAACUGGCCUUUGAAGUUCUGCGUUGUGUGGAUCGCGUUAUACUGUGCCGUCAUCCUGCGACGGGCAUGGCGAAGAUAUUCCGACGAUUCGCGAUGGUUACCACGGCAGGGCCACGAAGAAACGGCCCUCCGUUUGUGCCAACUGCUGCAUGUCAUGGUGUAAUCCACUUUGAGGGCACUUGCUGUGGGGGUUGUAUGCACAGCACGUGCUACAGUGCGAAACCGGGCACUGGUUCGUGCGGAAUCGUUCUUUGAUACUAGAAAAGCGGACACAUCUAGUGGUCACUACUGUAAUGCUGACCGUCUGUGAGUAUUGUUAAUCAUUAACUAGUCUUAUCUUCAACAGCAACAAGCCAAUCUAUGAGCAGUGCUCGAUGUAUUCACAUAAUGGCAAAUCAAAAUUUGUUUAUAGUAAAG